AUGGAGCACCAGAAUGAGCAAUACAUGUCGACACUAGAGUCUAGACCUGGUUUGGGAGAACGUCAACGGUCACUUUUGCCGCAGAGAUCUGCGAUUUCAAAGGGGAAAUACACGUUGCACGACUUUCAAAUUUUAAGAACGCUUGGAACCGGAUCCUUUGGGAGAGUGCAUUUGGUGCGUUCGGUGCAUAACGGACGGUACUAUGCGAUCAAAGUGUUGAAAAAACAGCAAGUGAUAAAAAUGAAACAAAUUGAGCACACGAACGAUGAGCGUCGGAUGCUGAAACUGGUAGACCAUCCGUUUCUGAUCCGCAUGUGGGGGACAUUCCAGGAUUCUCGAAAUUUGUUCAUGGUGAUGGACUACAUUGAAGGUGGUGAGCUUUUUUCCCUGCUUAGAAAAUCGCAGCGAUUCCCCAAUCCCGUGGCGAAAUUUUUCGCUGCAGAGGUGAUUCUCGCUUUGGAAUAUCUCCACGCACACGACAUCAUUUACCGGGACUUGAAGCCUGAAAAUAUAUUGCUGGAUCGCAAUGGACAUAUCAAAAUCACGGAUUUCGGGUUUGCCAAAGAGGUUGACACAGUGACGUGGACUUUGUGCGGUACUCCGGACUAUAUCGCACCUGAGGUUAUUGCAACCAAGCCAUACAACAAGUCUGUAGAUUGGUGGUCGCUGGGAAUUUUGAUUUUUGAAAUGUUGGCGGGUUUCACGCCAUUUUACGAUACCACACCUAUGAAAACAUACGAAAAGAUUCUACAGGGCAAAGUUACGUAUCCACCAUUCUUCCACGCAGAUGUGGUAGAUCUAUUGGUAAAAUUGAUCACCUCAGAUUUGACUCGUAGAUUGGGUAAUCUGCAAAGUGGUGCAAAGGACGUAAAAUCGCAUCCUUGGUUCAGCGAAGUUAUAUGGGAAAAGCUUUUAGCAAAAGACAUCGAAACCCCCUAUGAACCUCCAAUUACAGCUGGAGUGGGUGAUUCGUCACUUUUCGAUCAGUAUCCAGAAGAACACUUGGAUUACGGUUGCCAAGGUGAAGAUCCAUAUGCUCAAUAUUUCAUUGAAUUUUGA
Molecule: messenger RNA, 1059 nt
Organism: Lachancea lanzarotensis
Lineage: Eukaryota; Fungi; Ascomycota; Saccharomycetes; Saccharomycetales; Saccharomycetaceae
Gene: TPK2
Product: LALA0S05e05974g1_1
Exons: 1
Coding region: 1-1059 (352 amino acids)
Biological process (GO): peptidyl-serine phosphorylation
Cellular component (GO): cAMP-dependent protein kinase complex; nucleus
Molecular function (GO): ATP binding; cAMP-dependent protein kinase activity
Source: RefSeq, a predicted model, not a curated record